Messenger RNA from Penicillium manginii, 819 nucleotides. Its product is annotated as ATP binding/alanine-tRNA ligase. Lineage: Eukaryota; Fungi; Ascomycota; Eurotiomycetes; Eurotiales; Aspergillaceae. The transcript has a single exon. The coding region runs from base 1 to 819 and encodes 272 amino acids. Gene Ontology annotation, molecular function: alanine-tRNA ligase activity; Ser-tRNA(Ala) deacylase activity; nucleic acid binding. The record is from RefSeq and is a predicted model, not a curated record. Gene Ontology annotation, biological process: regulation of translational fidelity; alanyl-tRNA aminoacylation.
AUGACCGAACCAACAAAACUCAUAUAUCAACAUGAUGGAGAAAAGCUUCUUCAUCCCUCCAGGAUCAUUUCAAUCGUCCCAUUGCCAGAACUCCCGGUAGCGGACCAAGCACUUGCAAAGGACUCAUCAGAAAUAGAGCAUGCAGUGAUCACAGAUUCUACCAUCUUCUACGUUCAAGGCGGCGGCCAACCCGCUGAUAUCGGAACCAUGAAUUCCGACGCAGCCACAAAGGCAGACUCUGUUUUCGAAGUCAAGUCAGUCCGUCAGCCAGCGCAGGGUAGUCAAGUUCUCCAUCUGGGCCGCUUCAUUCCUUCCGGGGCCAUCGGGUUCAAUGCUGGGGAAGAAGUUCAACAGAGCGUUGAUUCCGAAAUCCGGAGCCUGCACUCUCGUCUCCAUACCGCCGGGCAUAUAAUGAGUCUGGCAAUCCACGCACUGUGCCGCGAGGGCAUUAUUCCCGCGCUGAAAGAGUCGAAAGCAUCACACUAUCCCGACUCUGCAAGCGUUGUAUUCGAGGGGACAAUCGAGGGAAAGCACAAAGAUGCCAUUCAAGCGAAGACAGAUGAGUUUGUGCGAUCGGCUACUCCUGUCAAGAUUCACUGGUGGUCGAUGGAAGAGCUACGGGAGAAGUGCUACGGUGUUACAGAAGCAUUUGAGUUGCCGGAAGGUGAGGUGAUGGGUAGAGUCGUUGAGAUGGAGGGCCUGGGAAGUUAUCCCUGUGGUGGAACUCACGUCCAGGAUUGCAGUAAAGUGGGGAAAAUUGUGGUGAAGAAGAUAUCGCGUUCCAAGGGAACAAGCAGGGUUUCAUACACUGUAGAAUAG